This is a messenger RNA of Phoenix dactylifera (date palm), 1406 nucleotides long. RefSeq lists its product as uncharacterized. Gene Ontology annotation, molecular function: nucleic acid binding; zinc ion binding. Lineage: Eukaryota; Viridiplantae; Streptophyta; Magnoliopsida; Arecales; Arecaceae. The record is from RefSeq and is a predicted model, not a curated record.
ACGAGGCAAACCCCUAACGUUUUAUUACGACACAAGAAAUAUAAAAAAAUAUAAAGAAAUACAAAUAUAAUAGCUAAGAAUAGUAGAAGGAUCGAGAGACGAGAGGGCACUCUGAAAGAUAGAGUUCCUUCCCGUCUCUCUCUCUCUGAAUGCCAUCUCCCAUGGAUUACGGCAGUAGCUGGGGGGAACCCCAGGCGGCGCCGCCUCCGGUGCACCACCACCACCACCACCUCUACUAUGCGCCGCCGCCGUACGUCCACCACCCUGACGUGAUCCAGCACCACCAGCAACCCCAGCCCUCCUCCUCCACUGCAGGCUAUUACUACCCCAACCCUAACCCUAACCAUUACCACACCCCCACCCACGACGCCCCCCUCCCCUCCGCCGCCGGCGCCGGAGCCCUCCGACCCCCGUCGGCGGACACCUACGCCCCUUGCCCUUACGCCGCUCACGGGGGCUACGAUGGACUCCAUGCCGUGCCUUAUUCGUACCCUGGGGCGGUCCCACCGCCGGCGGCGGCGGCGGCUGGGGUUGGUGGCCCGUCGGCAUAUUACUAUGGUGGUGGAGGCGAGGACCCGCAUAGCCUUGCGGUGAAGGAGGCGGUUCGGCAGUAUGGAGUCGAUCCCCACAGCUACGGACCGGUCCUAGCAAGGUCUUCCAAUGGCCUGGAGCCAGCAGCUCCACCCCAGGUAAGAUCCCUGCACUUGCAUGGUGGUGCGUCACAUCUAACCUCUGAAAAAACAAAGAAGAGGGGCCGGAAGAAGGUCACCAAGGUUGUGCAAUCAGCAUACUGUGAGGUCUGUAAGAUUGAGUGUAACACGCCAGAAGUUCUGAAGUCCCACAAACAAGGAAAAAAACACAAGAAAACGUUGCAGAAACUUCAGGAGUCUAUUACAGCAAAUCAUUCUAAAGCUCCAAAAGCCACAGUUGAGAGGAAGGAAAUUCCAGAUGCUGAGAAAAGCAAAACUGUAGGUGAGAAAGCAAAGCAGAAGGGAGCUCCAGCAUCGGCAGAGGAGCUGGAAGCCAAAAAAAGGAGAGUUUUGGAAGGUGGGGCAGCUGCGGAGGGUGUUAAGGUUUGCACUAUUUGCAAUGUUGUAGUUAACAGCGAGAAAGUGUUUGAGUACCAUGUUGCAGGGCAGAAGCAUGCUGCCAUGGUGAAAAAGCUGCAAGAACAAGAAGUUGCAGCUGCAUCAGAUAUAGUUAAGAAAUGACAUGGAUGGUUUAAAGUUUAAACAUUACUUUUGUGCUCUCUUUAUAUAUUGUUACAAUGAUGAGAAGCCAACUACCUGUAUGUUAUUUGAGCUUAGAUUUGUCCAUCAUUUCCUGGUAUUAACUUUGUUCAGCUUUUCUCUACCAUAUAUUUCUUCUUGCUCAGCUCAGUGCCUGGGAUAAUACCGGGAAUCAAA